This is a messenger RNA of Alnus glutinosa, 8398 nucleotides long. Its product is annotated as putative disease resistance protein RGA1. The transcript is spliced from 12 exons. Gene Ontology annotation, molecular function: protein binding; ADP binding. The record is from RefSeq and is a predicted model, not a curated record. The coding region runs from base 315 to 3668 and encodes 1117 amino acids. Gene Ontology annotation, biological process: defense response to other organism. Lineage: Eukaryota; Viridiplantae; Streptophyta; Magnoliopsida; Fagales; Betulaceae.
UUGCAGCUGAUCAGAACGAUUCUCGUACGUUGUUUAUCGCUGAUGAUCAACUUCUACUCUGUCAUCCCCCACUUGAACGUGUCCCUUACUUUUGCUUUUUUGUUUUCUUCAAUUCCGGUGGCUAACCUGUCCUUUUCUUGAGACAAACGCGCGCACAUGGCCGGCCUCAUUGGACUUUCAUAAAGCAGUGCCCAUUGGCAAUUGCCCUUCCGCUUUAUGCAAAGCUCAUCUUCCUUAAUUCUACGAUCCCAACACCUCUCAUCACUACUUCAACAGCGGGUUUCAGCAUUAAUCACUUGAUUCACCAUCAACAAAUGGCGGAGUCAGUUCUCUUCGACACUGCUGCCACUAUUAUUAAGAAUUCGGCCUCUCUUGCUCUUCAAGAGAUUGGACUACUCUGUGAUUUCAAAGAUGAGCUUAAAAAGCUCGGGAAAACGGUUUCCACCAUCCAAGCUGUGCUUCUGGAUGCGGAGGAGCAACAGGCCCACAACCGUGCGGUCAAAGAUUGGCUGGGGAAGCUCAAGGAUGUCAUGUACGAAGCCGACGACUUGCUGGAUGACUACUCCACUGAACUUCUACGGCGACAAGUCAUGGCAGGGGAUAACAAGGCAAAACAGGCACGCAUAUUCUUUUCCAAAUCGAACCAACUUGUUUAUGGCCUUAAAAUGGGUCAUAGGAUCAAGGUAGUUAGAGCAAAACUGAAUGAAAUAGCAGAAGAUAAGAAGAGCUUUAGCUUUACGGAGCACACACAGCUUGAGCAUAGGAGGAGAGAAGAUACACACUCUUUUGUACCUGACGAAGAAGUCAUUGGGAGAGAGGAUGAAAAGAAGGUUGUUAAAGCGUUGUUAUUCGAUUCCAAUGUGAAAGAGAAUGUUUCCAUCAUUCCUAUAGUUGGGAUUGGUGGACAAGGAAAGACUGCGCUUGCUCAGUAUGUGUACAAUGACGAGGAGGUCCAAAGACAUUUUGAUCUGAGGUUGUGGACAUGCGUCUCUGAUCCUUUUGACAUAAAAACUAUUGUUCAAAAGCUCAUAGAAUCUGCAACUAAGGACAAACCUAAAAGUCUUGAGAUAGAUCCGUUGCAAAGUUUGUUUCGAGAAACAAUUGAUGGGAAGCGAUACUUACUUGUUUUAGACGAUGUAUGGAAUGCGAAUUCUAAUAAAUGGUCCGACUUGAAAAAUCUAUUGGUGGGUGGCCUGAAGGGAAGCAAAGUUUUGAUUACCACACGGAAUGAAAAAGUUGCAGACAUUACACGCACAACUUCACCGUAUUUUUUGGAAGGUCUAUCUGAAAGUAGUUCUUGGGAUUUAUUCAAGAAAAUAGCAUUUAAAGAUGUGGAAGAGCCAAAGAAUCCAAGGUUAGUAGAAAUUGGAAAGGAGAUCGUAAAAAAGUGUGCACGAGUUCCUCUUGCUAUAAGGAGCAUAGGGAGUCUAUUACAUUUCAAAAAUUCGGAGGCUGAAUGGUUGAAGUUUCAAACCAAUAAACUUUACGAAAUAACUCAACAAGAUAAUGAUAUUUUACCAAUACUUAAGUUGAGUUAUGAUCAUCUCCCGCCACACUUGAAGCAAUGUUUUGUUUUUUGUUCGUUGUUUCCAAAAGAUUAUGAAAUUAAAGUGAAAGUGUUGAUUCAGUUAUGGACAGCACAAUGCUUUAUUCAUUCGUCAGAUAGAACGAUAUGUCUUGAAGAUGUUGGUCAUGAGUAUUUUAUGAAUUUGCUUUGGAGGUCGUUUUUCCAAGACAUAAAAAGAAAUAAAUAUGGAGAUAUAGAAAGUUGCAAAAUGCAUGACCUUAUACAUGAUCUUGCACAAUCUGUAGCAGGGGAUGAGUGCUUAAUUUCAAAUCCAGAUGCAGUAAAAGUAGUUGAAAGAACUCGCCACGUGACAUUCGAUUCAUUAAAUUCAUUAUGGGAUAUUCCAGCUCCCUUGGUUGAGGCAGACAGACUGAGAACCCUUCUUCUGCAACCUCCUGGAAAAGGAUUCCUUUUGCCGGUACUUGAGGGGAAUAAGCGAGUCUAUGAUACACUUGUUUCAAGUUUUAAAUGCUUGCGUGCUUUGAAUUUGAGUCACUCGAAUAUUCAAGAAGUGCCGAAUUCCAUUGGCAAGUUAAAGCAUCUAAGAUAUCUUGAUCUUUCUUGGAAUAGUAAUAUCAAACUACUCCCCGCUUCUAUAACUAAAUUGCAGAAUUUGCAAACACUAAUACUCGAGUUUUGUGGUGGGCUUAAGGAAUUGCCGGAAGACACUAGAAACUUGAUCAGCCUUAGGCAUCUUGUGCUUGAUGGGUGUAGGAGCUUGACUCAUAUGCCGCAUGGACUGGGAAAGUUGACUGCUCUCCAAACACUGUCGUAUUACAUUUUAGGGAAGAAGGAAAGUUCUGUUCCAAAGCAAAAGUGGGGGCUAGGCGAUCUGGAUGGUUUAGAUGAGUUGAGAGGAAGCUUAUGUAUUAUGGGUUUAAAGCACUUGAGAUCUUCUCCAUUGGAAGCCAGGGCUGCAAACUUGGAGAGGAAACAAUACCUUCGAAUAUUGGAAUUAAAGUGGCACUAUUAUUUUGACGCUGAUUAUGAUGAUAAUAAUGAUGAUAGUGAUGAUAAGGCAAUUGUAAAUGAUGAACAACUGUUGCAAAACCUUCGGCCACACCUAAAUUUGAAAGAAUUAAUGAUAAAAGGGUAUGCAGGCGUGAGGUUUUCCGACUGGGCGUCCUCGCUCUCGAAUUUGGUUAAAAUUAGCAUAAGCUGUUGUAAAUGGUGCCAACAUAUCCCACCAUUGGACCGAUUCCCUUUUCUCGAGGUUCUUUCUCUUCAUAACUUGAGUUCGCUGGAGUACAUAAGCAAUGAUGCCAGUGAAGGGUCAUCUUCUUCCCUCCUAAGUCUCUCGCUUGUGGCAUUGCCUAAGCUGAGGGGAUGGUGGAGGAUGAGGGAAGCAGUAACAACAGAGCAUGAGCAAAAUUAUAAUCUUCCAUUAUUCCCAUCAUUUCCAACUCUUUCUUCCUUAUUUAUCCAAGGUUGCCCUAUAAGGUCCAUAAUGGCAGACGUAGCACCAGGGAGCCAAACAACACCCUCCCCUUCCUCUCUCUUUUCCACUCUCUCCAAAUUGAAGUAUCUUAGCCUUUCUUUUUUAGUGGAACUUGAAUAUCUGCCAGAGGAGUGGCUGCAAAACCUAACUUCUCUUAAGCUUCUGAGUAUUUCGUACUGUUUUGAACUACAAAUAUCCAUGUCUCCACUCUUUCAACAUCUCGCCGCGCUUGAAUAUAUGAAGAUUGAUAAGUGCAAAGAACUUAUCAGCAAUGAGGAUGAAGAGGGCGCGCAAUGCCUUGGACCUACAAUACUUCGUCAUCUACAAAUAAAAGAAGUUACAAACUUGGUGUCUCUCCCAAAGGCGCUUAGGCAUGCUACCGCUCUGCAAUUGCUUAACAUUGAGAAAUGCCCUAGUUUGGAGUCUUUACCAGAGUGGAUAGCCGACCUCACUUCUCUUCAACGACUUCAGAUCUACAAAUGUGACAAUUUAAUAUCACUGCCUGAAGGGAUGCAUUGCCUCACCUCCCUGCGUCAUUUGACAAUUGCGAGGUGCCCUCGCUUGGAGGAAAGAUGUAAAGAAGAAAUAGGAGAGGAUUGGCCAAAAAUUGCUCACAUCCCAAACUUUUCGAAUAAGUGGGAACCAAUAUUCUUCAGGUUUUGAGAAUAAGGAGCUAAUAUUCUGCAAUGGCUUGAAGAAAAGAUGUGAAGAAGGAAAAGGCGAGGAUCUGCCAACAAUUGCUUGCUACCAAUUAUUCUUCAGAACAAACUGUAGCAUGGAACAAACAAGGGUUUAAGAAUAGACACAUUUUCAGACCUGGCCGAAAAUCUGAUUUGCACAAAGCUCUCAAAUUUCCAAGAGACAUGCAUAGAAAAGCAUCCAUUCAUGAUAUGGGUGUGAGAAUCAUUGGGUUAUUUUUGCAAUAUGCUCGGAUAUGUCAGCCUCACUUGUAGACAAAACAAUGGACACUAUACAGAGCACUUCCAUGAUGAGGAAGUUCGGGUUCUUCCUUUUGCUUGAAAGCAUUUUAAUCCCAAAAGACAGUGAUAAUGCUUGUUUGUCUUCAAGUGAAAUUGGUUGUUGUGCUUCAAGGGUACUGACUGGAACUGAAGAUUGUGUUAGCCAACCACUCUAUUUAUGUGUCUCUUGUUAGUGCAGUGCUUUUGUUAGUGCUGCCUUUGCAUAUGGUUUUUGCAAUUUAUAUUCAUGGUUUUGUAAUAUCUAAGUAUGCUUUUAUAAAAUUCAGUGUGUUGAAGAUUCAGAUUGUUAAUAUUUUUUAAUGUGUUACAAAUUUAAAAUAUUAGGCACUGAUGCCUAUGGAAGCCUGGAUCAUAGUGAUCUCACUUCCAAGUCUGGAUGGAAUGAUAUACUUAGGAUGAACUGGAAAACAAGCUUGAAUCUGAAAUAAGAAGAGUUUUCAAGAUUCAACUCUUGAUCCGAUAAGAAAAGCAUAUCUUAUUCAAAACCUUAUGAACAGUUCAGUUUAUGGUGUGACACUUUUAUGAAUCUUAUUCCAACUAUUUAAAUUAAUAUGAUUUUGUAAAUAUUCUGAUAUAUAAAUGGGUAUGGUUAGUCAGUGAAUAGCGUCUCAAUAGAAGUUACUUCAGGUCACAACUAGUGAAAGUUCAAAUUAUGAAGAUUUACUUGAAUUUUCUCCAUUAAUUAUUUCAUGGUUUGGAGAAAUUGCAAACUCUGUGCAGCUUGCUGUGGCAUGUUAUUUACAUGCAGAUUCUGCUAGUACAUUUAAUGGAUAUGAAAGCUACGGCUGAAAUAUUGUGUAUGCAGUGCUUGAAAAUUCAGCCUGUUGGGCCAGUUUGCUCAAUUCCUUCCUGUGGUAGACUAUCGAUAGCAGUGUACUAUUGCAGUAUUUGAAACAAUUUGGAUGAUAAAAGUGUUUAAUAGACUGCAAAUUAUCAGAUCUAUAAUUUGACAAUGUAGGAGAUUUGUUGGAGCCAACUGAAAGUUGUGCAGCUGUGUACUGUGAGUCCAUUUUAUGGUAGGUGGCCUGGACAAUUGGCGACUUUAUCCAUGUGAUCAAUAUGAACAAAGAUGUAACUGAUGCAAUUCAGAAGGUUGCUGCUGCUUAUGACUGCAAAAUUGUUGAAGGUGUUCUUCGCCAUCAGCUGAAGCAGUUUGUGAUAGAUGGUAACAAGGUUGUAUUGAGUGUAUCUGAUCCAGAAACAAGAGUUGAAGAUGCAGAAUUUGAGGAGAAUGAAGUUUAUGCUGUUGAUAUUGUAACAAGCACAAGUGAAGGCAAGGACUUGAGGACGAAGACGACAAUUGGUUUGGGUAAACAACGAGACAGACUUUAUUACUUGGUUGCGUUAGCCUCAGAGAAGCCACAACAUCCAUCCGCAGCAACCAUUUCUUGCCAUUCACCCAGUUCUCAGGUCACCUCCUCCACCGCCUUGUGGCAUCAACGUUUGGGCCAUUUGUCUUCCUCUAGAUUAGAUUUUAUGGCAAAAAAAUUGUUGAAUUUCUCUUUCCAGUCUAAUAAUGCUUGUGCUGUUUGUGCACUUGCAAAACAAAGUAGACUUCCAUUUUCUGUUAGUUCUAUUUCAUCUAUUAGACCUUUUGAAUUGAUUCAUUGUGACAUUUGGGGAACCUAUAAAAUUGCUUCUUUUUUUGGUGCAAAAUAUUUUUUGACUAUUGUGGAUGAUUAUUCUAGAUUCACAUGGGUUUUUUUUUAUGCAUCACAAAAGUGAAACACAACAUUUGCUUUCCAAUUUUUUCUCAUUUGUUCACACCCAAUUCCAUGUUUCUAUAGCCAAUAUUCGGGUUGAUAAUGGUGGCGAAUUCUUUUCUAUGCGGGAUUUUUUUAAACAAAACGGGACCACUUAUCAACAUUCUUGUGUCUAUACCCCUCAACAAAAUAGGGUUGUAGAGCGCAAGCACCGCCAUAUUCUUGAGUCAGCUCAUGCCUUUCGUUUUCAAGCCCACCUUUCUUUACUUUUUUGGGCAGAAUGUGUUUCUACUGCCGUUCAUAUUAUCAACCGUUUGCCCACACCACUCAUUUCUCAUAAAACCCCUUUUGAACGGCUUUAUGGCAAGCUCCCUUCUUAUUCCCACCUUCAAGUUUUUGGGUGUCUUGCAUAUGCUACUAUUGUGCACGUCCCCCAUAAAUUCGCCCCUCGCGCCAAGCGUUGUAUUUUUCUUGGCUAUCCAGUUGGUCAAAAAGCUUACAAACUCUAUGACCUUACAACCCAUCAAAUGUUCACUAGCCGGGAUGUUGUUUUUCUUGAAACCAUUUUUCCCUAUGAGUCAAUUCCUUCCACUUUCUCAAAAUCAACCCCUGUCCUUCCUCUCCCUGUUUCUGAUCACUAUCCGGAUCCUCCUCCCAUCCAACCUCCCUCACCCCCGGAUACAAUUUCUUCUCAGCCACCGCUUGCUGGUCCUCCUCCCGAUCCCACUUUACGUCGUUCUCAUCACUCUCAUAACCCUCCCACAGCUUUACGUGAUUAUGUCUGCAACCAAGUGACGUCUCCCAACCAUUUGCCGCCUUUGUCAUCAAGUCCACAACAAGGUACGCGAUACCACUUUGCAAUUUUGUAUCUUAUCAUCGUUAUUCACCACAACAUUACUCCUUUACUGCUACUGUCAGUCAAGAUAUUGACCCUCAAUCUUACACCGAAGCAGCUGCUCAUUCCCAUUGGCAAGAAGCAAUGCACUCUGAAUUGGCUGCUUUGGAAGCCAACAACACUUGGUCUCUCACUCCUCUUCCUCCUGGAAAGACACCUAUUGGUUGUCGUUGGGUUUAUAAAAUCAAAAGGCACUCGGAUGGCACUAUUGACCGUUUCAAAGCUCGUUUGGUUGCGAAAGGUUACACCCAGCUUGAAGGUAUAGAUUACCAUGACACUUUUUCUCCCAUUGCUAAAAUGAUUACUGUUCAUUGCUUAUUGGCUUUAGCAGCUGCCCAAAAUUGGUCUCUUCACCAACUUGAUGUCCACAAUGCAUUUCUCCAUGGUGAUCUCCAAGAAGAAAUUUAUAUAUCCCCACCUCCUGGUCUUCGGCGACAGGGGGAGAAUCUAGUAUGUCGCCUUCACAAGUCGUUAUAUGGCUUAAAGCAAGCUUCUCGACAAUGGUUUGCCAAAUUCUCUACAACUAUCCAAGCUGCUGGAUUUGUUUAAUCCAAAGCAGAUUACUCGUUAUUCACAUGUCGGAAAGGCAAAUCUUUUACAGCUUUGUUGAUAUAUGUUGAUGACAUUCUCAUUACGGGUAACGAUGACAAUGCCAUAUUAACUCUCAAGCAAUUUCUGCAUAGCCGUUUUCGGAUUAAAGAUUUGGGUAAUUUGAAGUAUUUUCUCGGCAUUGAAGUUUCUCGAUCAAAGAAAGGUAUUUCCAUCUCGCAAUGAAAAUAUACUUUGGAAAUUCUAAAAGAUGGUGGACUCUUGGGUUCUAAACCCGUGAACUUUCCCAUGGAGCAAAACAUAAAACUCUCGGAUUCAGGUGAAUUGCUUAAAGAUCCAUCUCAAUAUAGGCGACUUGUUGGACGCCUAAUUUAUUUGACUAUUACCCGACCAAAUAUCACCUAUUCGGUCCAUGUGCUAAGCAGAUUCAUGCAUGCACCACGCAAACCACACAUGGAAGCUGCCUUGCGUGUGUUGCGUUUUUUGAAAAGCAGUCCAGGACAAGGUUUGUUUUUCCCUUCUCAGAAUAAUUUAUCCUUGCGAGCCUUUUCUGAUUCAGACUGGGCUAGUUGUCCAAUAUCUCGUAGAUCCACUACGGGUUAUUGCCUUUUUUGGGGAUCUUCUCUUAUUUCCUGGCGGACAAAAAGGCAAAAAACCGUAUCUCUCUCUUCAGCAGAAGCCGAGUACAGAGCCAUGACAGGAGCUGCAGCCCACAAAGACAAAAGAUCAUCCUGAAAUCAAGGCCUGGUUUAUGUAAUGGAAUUGGUGGUGGAGAGAAGAAGAAAGGUAAAAAGGGUGACAAAGCUGAGUCGUCAACAGAAUCUGAGCCUAUGGAUGCAACAACAAACGGUGCUGCUUCUCAUCCCAAGACUGAGUCUUUUUUUAUUUUUUUGUCAACCCCCGUGUGAAUUUUGGUACUUUGUUCAACCUUGGUACUACUAUGAUAGCAAUAGUGUAAUUAAAGUUGAUUCCAGUUCCAACUGUAAAUCAUCAAACUUGUUAGGGCUUUGGCUUUCACUUGCUCUUAUUGGAUGUGUACCUUUGGCGGCAGCACCAUCUAUACAUGGCCUUGUAAAGUAAAAUUCCAUUAAAAAUGGUGAAUUUUCAGUGUAUAUAACCAAAACUAGUGAUCAUCCUCCUUUUUCUUUUUUUCCCCAUAAUUACUGGGUUGUUGCAUUUUUGUUCCUUAAGGAGGAUUUUGAAGUUAAAACUUUAGAUUAUUAUAUCGUAUAAUUUUUAUACUAAUAUGCCCAUAUUUCUUCGGCA